UGGCAGAACAAGCUAAACUACAUAAACUUGCGCUAAAAGCAGAGAUUUUAGUCGCAUGUUGUCGUGCUGUAAUAACGGUUAUAGUUAAGUGUGUUGGAGCUGGUAUUAAAGAAAAAAUAGCAAAAUACACUUCAAAAUAUUUUAGUUUCUAUAAUAACGAUUUUUAGUUUCCGUAUCAUUUCUAUACGCAAUAUUACAAGAUGAGAGCCAAUAAUGGUCGAAUAUGGGGUAAAUUUAAUAACGAUGAAUUCGAAGUGAGAAGUUUAACUGAAUCGGAUUUGGAAGAAGCUUUGGAGGUACUAGAUAAGUCAUUCUUUUUGCACGAGUCCGUUUGCAUAGCCUGCGAAAUCAAUUUGCCUGAAAAUGAACAAGCGCGUGCCGAACUUCGCGAACUAUGCCGCAGAGCAGCAUAUGACGGUGUGUCGCUUGUAGUCAAGCACGUGGAGAGUGGAAAGAUAGUGGGAGUUGCGUUCAAUAAAAUACAGUACAUACCGCCGAAGGGUGAAGAGCCUUUCUUCAUACAAUUCCGCAACGAGCACACAAAAUCACCACAAGCUCAGGGCCUUAUGGACUUUAUGAUCGAGGUAGAUUCGGAGAACGAUGUAUUUGAGCUCUAUAAAAUUGACACGCUCCUGGAGUUGAUGUUCCUUGCAACUUUGCAAGAAUGGGGUCGUCGUGGUAUCGCAAGUCAAUUAUCGCGCUACACCAUACAGUUGGCGCGCGAGCUCUCCGAAGGCGUUGGUGUCAAUGAAAUGCAUCCCCAACUACGCGAUAAACGCCCCAAAGCUGUGACUGCAAUCUUUACCUCUAUGUUCUCACAAAAGGCUGGUCGUUCGCAGAAUUUUAAAGUGAUCAACAGUGUGCCCUAUACACGCUUUACCUAUAAUGGUAAAACAUUCGAUCAAUCUAUUAAUCCCAUGCACAAAACUACAGAACAUGCUCUGUUUUUGUUCUGCCUCCCGCUCAGUUGCCGUGUUCUGUCAGUGGCCGGAAAAUUGUUCACAUUUUGGACAACAUUUAUUAUAGACACAUUUGAAAACUUAGUAGGAAAUAAAAAAAAAAUGAGCGAGAAGCCUACGAAUAUUAUAAGCAAUGGUGAAUUGGAGAUUGUCACGAUCACUGAGGCGCUAUACGAUGAGGCAGUAAAGCUGUUUACCGACAAUUUUAUACCACAAGAGAAUGCUUCCAUCGCUACCAAAACGCCCAGUUCACCACAGGCGAUUGAAGAGCUGCAGUGUUUAUGCCGAAAGUUACUCACAGAGAAUAUCUCAUUUGCAGCGCGUAAUAUUGCCAAUGGAGAGCUAGCUGCCAUCGCUGUCAAUCACCUGAUGUCAUCGACAUCUGAAAACUGCACACUUUUCGAUACAGUGCGGUCUCCUGCUAUAGAAUGUAUUAACGAUUUCUUGGAACGCAUCGAUACCAGUGCCGACAUCUAUAAGACACUGCAAAUAGACUGUGUACUUGAGAUUGUCUUUCUGGCAACUAGCUCCAAAUAUGUGCAACGUGGCUUAGCCAGUUCUCUAACCGAAUAUACAAUUGAGUAUGCGCGGCGUCUGCAAAAGGGCAUAUUACCACCAGAAGAUUUGCCAGCUGCAGAAGUGCGUGCGCUCAAACCAAGUGCAGUCUGUUCAGUAUUCACAUCGAUACAUACGCAACGCAUUGGACGAAAAUUUAAUUUCGAAAUUUUGAAUCAAAUACCGUACACGGAGUUCACAUUUGAGGGAAAAACAUUUGCGGAGCGUAUAGAUCCCAAGCAUAAGUUUGCCACAUUCGAGGCUUUGCGGUUAUAAUAUGUGGAGGAGUUAUGUCAGAUGGAAAUGGAAUACGUAUAUUUAUAAGCAAUAGAUAUAUGUAACUAAAGAGUACCAGGUGUUGUGAAUAGAAUUUCCCAAAGAUAAAGAACCUUCACCAAAAGAA
Messenger RNA from Bactrocera dorsalis (oriental fruit fly), 1917 nucleotides. RefSeq lists its product as uncharacterized. Gene Ontology annotation, molecular function: N-acetyltransferase activity. The transcript is spliced from 10 exons. The coding region runs from base 201 to 1790 and encodes 529 amino acids. The record is from RefSeq and is a predicted model, not a curated record. Lineage: Eukaryota; Metazoa; Arthropoda; Insecta; Diptera; Tephritidae.